AUGGCUAUCAAGUUGUGGUGUACGUUUGUGGAAUUGGCGGCUUUGACGUGGAUCGUGGGAGUCCAAGGCCAUGUAAUCCCAGCAGCCGUGCCGGCUGUCGUCACGCGAUUUGAAGAUUAUGAUCCUCAUCCUCAAUACAGCUACGCCUAUGACGUUCAAGACAGCAUUACCGGCGAUUCAAAAAAUCAAUACGAGACCCGAGAAGGUGACGUAGUGAAAGGCAGCUAUUCCUUGAUCGAAGCCGACGGGACUCGGCGCGUCGUCGAGUACACGGCCGAUCCGGUCAACGGAUUCAACGCCGUCGUUCAUCGAGAGCCCGCCGUCGUAGCGGCACCAGUUCCUGCCGUAGUAGCCGCUCCGGUACCAGUGCCCGCAGCUCCGAUCGGCAUAGCUCCAGCUCCACUUCCACCCGCGCCUCCUCAAGUCGAAAUUGACAAUCCCAACUCGGAAGUAGAGAUUAUCGAGACUCGAUCGAGCAAACCGCAGAACCAACCGAUUCAAAAUAAUGGAUACGUCUACACAAAACCCAAUGAAACUUCCGAAGCCAAUCAGUUGAAAGCUGUUGUUAGAAAUACAGCAUUCAUCAACACUGCACCAGCUCGAGCCAUUGCUACACCUUUAGCUCGAGUUGAGGUUCGAAGAAUCGUUGCACCUACUACAAAUGUUGAGCUAAGCUAUCCGGCGUAUACAGCUACUUACACGUCACCGAUCGCCUACAGCGCGCCGAUUUCUGGGCUCGGGCUGCCAUAUACAACGAUUGUUUGA
This is a messenger RNA of Trichogramma pretiosum, 765 nucleotides long. Its product is annotated as cuticle protein-like. Gene Ontology annotation, cellular component: extracellular matrix. The record is from RefSeq and is a predicted model, not a curated record. Lineage: Eukaryota; Metazoa; Arthropoda; Insecta; Hymenoptera; Trichogrammatidae. The transcript has 3 exons. Bases 1 to 765 code for a protein of 254 amino acids.